This is a messenger RNA of Prionailurus viverrinus (fishing cat), 729 nucleotides long. It is a transcript of the gene CRIPTO, whose product is annotated as teratocarcinoma-derived growth factor 1. Gene Ontology annotation, biological process: anatomical structure development. The coding region runs from base 83 to 655 and encodes 190 amino acids. NCBI's taxonomy places the organism in Eukaryota, Metazoa, Chordata, Mammalia, Carnivora, Felidae. Gene Ontology annotation, molecular function: signaling receptor binding. The transcript is spliced from 6 exons. Gene Ontology annotation, cellular component: extracellular region; cell surface. The record is from RefSeq and is a predicted model, not a curated record.
UCCAUGUUUUCCUUUAGGCGUUCUAGCAACGGCUGUGAAUUAAAGUCAUGCUGACAUCGUCCCCCCUAGCGUGUUAGGAGCUAUGGACCGCAGAAGCAUGGAGCGCCUCUCUUGCAGUGUGAUUUUGAUCGUGGCCAUUUCCAAAGCGUUUGAACCGGAAUUCGCCGCCGCAGCCGGGUUGGGCCACCCCCGUGAACUUGCACGUCCCCCUCAGGGAGACCCCGUCUGGAGAGAUAACGGCCUUCGGUCCCUGGAGGAGCCUGCAAUUCGCCAUCGAUCUUUGCAGUUGGUGCCGUCCCUAGGAAUCCAGGACAGUAAGGAGCUGAACAGAACCUGCUGUCUGAACGGGGGAACCUGCAUGCUGGGGUCCUUCUGUGCCUGCCCCCCCUCCUUCUAUGGCCGGAACUGUGAGCACGAUUCACGCAAAGAGAACUGUGAGUCUGUACCCCAUGGCGCCUGGCUGCCCAGGCGAUGUUCCAUUUGUAAGUGCUGGCACGGCCGGCUUCACUGCUUUCCUCAGACAUUUCUACCCGGGUGUGAUGGCCACGUGAUGGAUGAGCACUUCCUGGUUUCCAGGACUCCAGAAUUAGCACCGUCUUCAGGCAUCACUUUCUCUCUAGCUGGCAUCUGCCUUGUUAUACAAAGUUACCGUUAACAGGCACCGGCAUAUGGGGUAUUUCCAUGCAAACCCCAUAACCUGUACAGGCCGUCACCCUAAUGUCCUAACUG